Molecule: messenger RNA, 1563 nt
Organism: Penicillium daleae
Lineage: Eukaryota; Fungi; Ascomycota; Eurotiomycetes; Eurotiales; Aspergillaceae
Exons: 3
Coding region: 1-1563 (520 amino acids)
Biological process (GO): transmembrane transport; metal ion transport
Cellular component (GO): membrane
Molecular function (GO): metal ion transmembrane transporter activity
Source: RefSeq, a predicted model, not a curated record
AUGAACAGUAACAGUGGCUCUGAUGUCAUCCCGGAAGAGCUCUAUGCUCGGGCUGUGGAUGCGUACUUUCGCCGAAAUAAGACAACGACACUCUAUCCUGGAGAUAAUUACCGCUACCUAAGGGAUUUAUUGUGCAGGCCGUACCCUUGGGGUGGUUCUAAGCUAAUAUCCACAACGUCGACAUCGUCGACACCGUUCUCCCAUGUAAUCAUCUCGCGAUACAACUCUCACCGCACGCGGGAGACACUCUCUUUCGACUGCGGCGACCAAGGCUUAGGGGAAUUUCGCAACUCGACGCCUAAGCCCGGUGACGUGGUCUUCUUACGUGGUUAUGCAUCUCCACAGUGGCUGAACGCCGUGGGUGCAAAGUACAGAGUCGACGCUGAGGCGUUUAGACGACAUUUGGACAUCAAGCAAGCGCCACUGUACUUCGAUCUACCGAGCCUACAAUCAACUAGCAUUCACAUUAUCUCGAUUCCGCUGAUCUCUAUCGGGAUUUGGAGCAAUGCCAUAUCUGCAUCGGACAUGGAUGACGUGCGGAGGGAAACAAGUAAAGGCGAUAUACAUACACAUUCCUUCAGGAACCCACCUCGAUCUGGAGUUGGAUCAUCAAUCGUGCGAGAGUAUCUAAUGUUGGACGAAAAGUACUUUGCUAUUGAGCAGCAGCUUUCUGUGCACGUACAUGAGAUGGUGAUCUGGUCGGAUAGUGGUCGCAACUUGUCUGGUGAUGACACACAAGUCUGGUCACCGUGCAACUCCAGAAACAUCUCUCGCAUCAGCAUCUUACCCGUCUUUCAAUACCAACGCAAAAUGUUUGUUCAGCACGUUGGCGCUAUAGAGACAGGGUUCGAUCAUCCCGACAUGGCCAACACCUUCCAGAGUGCAUCGCUUCUUCCCCUCCGCCAUGGAGACAGUCUAAACCACGAUGUCGCACAAGCAGACGCUCUCUACGCCCUCUCCGAGAUUUUCCGCUUUUGUGCAUUCUCCGAAUCGCAGUUCAUCAACCUCAUCUCUCAUACACUGGAGCAGCAACGCAACCAGCCCCUUGAACAGCUAGCGAAGAUUCUGUCAAAUCUUACGUACUAUAAACGUAUCCUAGACUCUCACGCGGAGCGACUCAAGGUCAUUAUCUCGUGCCUCAUUGCUGGCGGUGGACCAACGUGGCCUCGCGCGACAGAGCCAGGGCAUCGUGCCGUUGUCGAAGCAACGAUCACUGCGCUCAAGGCAGAUUUUGAACAACUGGCUUACCGGAUAAACCUCCUGUCAAAGCAGUGCGCCGACGAUUCGCUGUUUCUCAUGAAUCGCGUCGUUGUCAAUGAUACAAAGCACGGCAUUAUACAGGCGCAAAAUACGGCCAACUUGACGCUGUUGGCGUUCUAUUUCAUACCUUUAACCCUCAUCACCUCAUUUUUUGGAAUGAAUUUCAAAGAGAUACAGGAUAGCAAAGGACCAAAACUCAGCCUCUGGCUGUUUUUUGUCAUUGCUGUGCCAUCUUUGUUCCUCGCUUGGAUGGGUUUCAAAUAUUUGCAGAAGCUGGAACGGAGCCAAGGUUUUGUAUUGUAG